Molecule: messenger RNA, 3204 nt
Organism: Mytilus trossulus (common blue mussel)
Lineage: Eukaryota; Metazoa; Mollusca; Bivalvia; Mytilida; Mytilidae
Exons: 7
Coding region: 142-2094 (650 amino acids)
Biological process (GO): non-motile cilium assembly
Source: RefSeq, a predicted model, not a curated record
UUUUUCUAUAAACAUCACCCCUUCAAUACACUUCUUCUUUGUAGCACAUAAUAUCAAUUCACUUGUCAACAUUGGAAAUAUGUUUAAUUUUUAUUAAUUCUUUGUGUAUAUCGACGAAAAGGAAUACUGAUAAGUAAGAAGAUGAAUAAAAAUCCAAACUUCACAAUAAAACAAGAAGGGAAAGGGUUGUAUUCCAACUGUCAUGAGAAAGAUGAAAACUAUGGCUCAAUGUCUCAAGAAGAAAUGUACAUGACCAACACUGGACAGAUGUUUUCACCAUCGGCAGCAUUCUCUAUUGGAAUGUAUCCACAUAAGGAUGCAAUGGAGGACACAGUUAUUAGAAGAACUAGAUCACUGAUACCUCAUUCUGUUAAAUGUCAAAUUAUACAACUAGCCCAGGACAAUCCAAGAAUCACACAAGGAGAGAUUGCUCAAAUGUUUGGUAUAGACCGAACAACAGUAUCCAAAAUACUAAAAAGAAGACAUGAAUUUUUGGAAGAAUCAAAAACUACCACAGACACAUGUUCACCGCCGAAAAUAAGCAAAUCUGAUCAUGUGGUAAAUGACACUUUGUGUAAAUUUGUAAAUUUAUGGUAUAUAGAAGCUAAAAAGAAAAAUGAACGAAUAACACAGUCUAUGGUAAAAGAUAUGGCACAAAGUAUAGCAAAGAGUUAUGGAGUUUCUCAUCUGUCAGCUGAUAGCAGAUGGUUUGAGGAAUUCUUUACCAAGCAUAAUAUCAAAGAAUCUGACAUAGAAGAUCUGGUAAUAAAGAAAGAAGAUCCCAGCUCCAGUGAUGAACUUAUUCUAAUAGAGCCACCAUAUCAGUCUGUCAUUGAUUUCCGAGAAUCACCAACAAGAGUGGCUAGUUUUGGUAAGAGACCAGGAAACCGAGCUUCUCACACUGCCACAUCACAUUCACAUCAUGGACAAAACAGACAGGCUCUCUCGACAAGUCCUUCAUCUACUGUUACCAGUUCAGGCUCACGACUGGGAACAGGAAAUAAAAUACCCAGGGUUCAAACAGAGACGGCAGAUACUACUAGAGAUGAUUUAUUAUUAGAUACCAGGAAGGAAAUAGAGGAACUGGAAACAAAUGAAGCUUUAAAAAGAGAAAUGGGAAAUCUAGAUAAAUUCAGAGAACAACAGAAGGUGAUGGAGGAAGUCAACAAGCAAAGAAAGGCACUGUUAUCUAAAACUUUGUCUGAAAGGCAGAAAAAAGCACAAGAGGAAGCUAGAAAGCUGGCACAUAUACAGCGAGAAUUGAUGAUCUUAGAUAACCUUUUAACAGCAGAUGUUAAUGUGAUACGAAGUCGUAUUGAAAUUGCUAGCAGAGAGUUUUUAGAUGCACAAAAAAGAUAUGAAAGAGCAGAAAAAGAGUUUGUGGAUUCUAAAGUUGAUCUUCAGAAGAAAUCAGAACAGAAGGAAUCAUUGACAGAACAUCUUUACACAAUUAUACAUCAAAAUGAACUUAGAAAGUCUAAUAAAUUAUCAGAACUGAUGAAAGAACUAGAAAUGGAACAAAAUAAUGAAUCUCAGGCUCUCCCCACUUUACCCCCUCUAUCAUCAUUUAAUACAAUGUCAUCUGGAGAUACUAUACACUCCCCAAAGUCACCGUCACAGUCAACAACAAACCAACCAUUGGAAAAUGUGAAUCCAGACCCAGUAGGUACAACUAAUCCUUCUCAACAAAAUGUGAAUCUGUCUACAGCAACUGAAAAUGUGAAUACAUUAAAAGAUGUGAAGGAAGGGGAAAAUGUAGAGUCUAGUCAGAGUGACAAAAAUACUGUUGAUGUUUUAAUAAACAAUGAAAAUGUGAAUAAAGGAAAUACUACACAGGGCUUACCUACAAAUGAUCUGUUGGGAAAAGAACAUGACAAAGACAAAAGUGCAAUAUUGACAACCAAUGAAAAAAUUCAGAGUAGUGACACAACAAUAAACCUUACAGAUUCUUCUACAGAAUCAGAUAAACAUACUAACCAGAAUCUCAUAUCUAUAUCACCUAUAAAUAUUGGUGGUGUAACUGACAGUCAGAACAGAGAAGACUUACCUGGUACCUGGUCAUUAGAUGUGGUACAAAAUGACAAUGGGCAUUGAAACCUGGUACCAGGUCAUUAGAUGGGCAUUGAAACACAUCUUUAUUUAGGUUGUUACAUGUUUUGUUAUUUGUAAAACAAAUAGAGGGUUUGAUAACUUUUGAGUAUAUUCUUGCUUUUUAUAGAGUGGGUACUUCAGAACAUUUGUACAAAUUAAUUCUUAUAUAAAUGUAUUGGUGAUAAUGAAAACUCUUUUUCCCAGAUCAUGCAGAUGAAAUAUUUAUUUUCUAUGCAUGUAAUUCAAUCUUUUUCUCAUCACUCAGACACUUGGCAUCUGUUGUUCCUCGUUGUGGUAAUUAUCUUUUACAAAAAUCUUCUCCUGAAACUACUGGGCCAAUUCUAAUCAAUCUUGACCACAAUCAUUAUUGUGGUAUUUAGUUUCAGAAAUAUGUGGGGUGACCUGGCAAACCAACCAAGAUGGCAGCCAUUGCUAAAAAUAGAACAUAGGGGUAAAAUGUAGAAUUUUGCUUAUAACUCUGAAACCAAAGCAUUUAGAGCAAAUCCGACAUGGGGUUGAAUAAGUUAAUAAAGUCAAGAUCUAUCCACCCAGAAAUUUUCAGAUGAAGCGGACAUCCGUUUGUUUGGUUGCUGCCCCUGAAUUGGUAAUUAAGGAAAUUUUGCUACUUUUGGUUAUGAUCUUGAAUAUUAUAAUAGAUAGAGAUAAACUGUAAACAGCAAUAAUGUUCAGCUAAGUAAGAUCUACAAAUAGGUCAACAUGACCAAAUUGUCAGUUGACCCUUUAAGGAGUUAUUGCCCUUUAUUUCGUCAUUUUCUGUAAAUUUUUACAAAAUAUUUUCCUCUGUUACUAACAGGCCAAGUUCAGUAUAGAUAGAGAUAAUUGUAAGUAAAGUAAGAACAACAAACACCGGACCAUCACCAAAACACAAUUUUGUCAUGAAUCCAUCUGUGUCCUUUGUUUAAUAUGCUCAAAGACCAAGGUGAGCAACACAGGCUCAUUCAUGUUUGUCAUUGGAGCUUCUAGUUUUCAAUACCCAACUGGUAAAGGUAGUCCUCUGAUUUAAGCCAAUUACCUUCAUUAAUAAUAACUCUACUUUACAUAAACAUGAACUAGACAAGUGCACUCCCAAUUCAAAAUAAAAAAGAGAAUUUC